AUGCAACGGGUCCACGACCACUUGUUGCUGGAGGAGGAGUACGUGGAGAAUAUGGAACGCCUGCGCAAGACCAAGGCCCAGGCUGCACUGGAUUCUACGAGUCGUGGUGACCUUGAUAUCAUGGACAGAAAUGCGGACGAGCGCAGCCGGGUUGAUGACAUGAGAGGCAGUCCUAUGGGUGUCGGAAACCUGGAAGAAUUGAUCGACGAUGACCAUGCGAUCGUCUCGAGCGCGACUGGACCGGAAUACUACGUGUCUAUCAUGUCGUUUGUGGAUAAAGACCUGCUCGAGCCGGGUGCUAGCAUCCUUCUGCAUCACAAGUCGGUCUCGGUCGUCGGUGUGCUCACUGAAGAGUCUGACCCCCUCGUUUCGGUGAUGAAGCUCGACAAAGCUCCUACGGAGUCAUAUGCCGAUAUUGGUGGCUUGGAGACCCAGAUCCAGGAAGUCCGAGAGUCUGUCGAGCUUCCGUUGCUCCACCCGGAGCUAUAUGAGGAGAUGGGUAUCAAGCCACCAAAGGGUGUCAUCCUUUACGGUGCUCCCGGUACUGGAAAAACGCUAUUGGCCAAGGCCGUCGCGAACCAAACCAGCGCCACUUUCCUUCGUAUUGUUGGUAGUGAGUUGAUCCAGAAGUACCUUGGUGAUGGUCCUCGUCUGGUUCGACAGAUCUUCCAAGUUGCAGCCGAACAUGCCCCUUCCAUUGUUUUCAUUGAUGAAAUCGAUGCGAUCGGUACAAAGCGUUAUGAUUCCACAUCGGGUGGUGAGCGAGAGAUUCAGCGUACCAUGCUUGAGCUUCUUAACCAACUGGAUGGAUUCGAUGACCGGGGUGAUGUCAAGGUCAUCAUGGCUACGAAUAAGAUCGAAACUUUGGAUCCUGCUCUGAUCCGUCCGGGUCGUAUUGACAGAAAGAUCCUUUUCGAAAACCCAGACCAAAACACCAAGAAGAAGAUCUUCACUCUGCACACCUCCAAGAUGUCCCUCGGUGAUGACGUCGAUCUGGAUGAGUUCAUCAACCAGAAGGAUGAUCUCUCCGGUGCCGAUAUUCGCGCUAUCUGUACUGAGGCUGGUUUGAUGGCUUUGAGAGAGCGCCGGAUGCGGGUGCAGAUGGACGACUUCCGUGCGGCCAGAGAGCGGAUCAUGAAGACAAAGCAGGAUGGAGGCCCAGUGGAGGGAUCCCAUGCCAUAGCAUGCAAUCACUACAGCAAGGGUUCCUGCAACUGGCUUGUAAUGAUCUUAACAUCAUUGUGGGAGCUGAUUGCCAUUAUGGAAGGAUUUGACGAGGAGGCUUUCAAGAAGUUCUUUCCGACCAGCUUUGGCCGACAAGAGAAGAAAGCCGAUGUGAACGCGCAGAUCGAUCGCACCAAGCGCGCAGAAGUGUCUGUUAAGCCUGAUGGCGACGACGAAAAGGCCGCCUUGAUUCAAGAGGCGGGUCCUGAAGUGAACCCCGAGGCCGGGGAAGAGAAUCGGAAGAAUGACUCGAAUAGCGACGAUGGAAGCGACGAUUCUGAUGAUGAUUCCGAAGAUGAUGAAGACGAGUUUCCUGUGUCCCAUGAACUCACUCUCAAGACACACGACCGCGCAGUGACUACCUUGACCGUGGAUCCCGCGGGAUCGCGACUGAUUACCGGCUCGACCGAUUGUACCAUAAAGCUACAUGACUUUGCGUCUAUGACACCUUCGACUAUACGCGCCUUCAAAUCCGUCGAUCCUUCAGCCAAAAAGCAGUCGGCUGCCCAGGAGGCGCAUGCCGUGCAUUAUGCUGCGUUCAACCCCUUGUCCCCUAGCUACGUCAUGGUUGUUUCCGCCACCCCGCAACCGAGGAUUUUGAGUCGCGAUGGAGAUACGAUUACCGAGUUUGUGAAGGGUGAUAUGUAUUUGAGAGAUCUUCACAACACCAAGGGUCACAUCUCGGAGGUGACCAGUGGAGCGUGGUGUCCAACCGAUGAGAACUUGUGUGUCACGGCAGGAACAGACAGUACGGUACGCAUAUGGGAUGCCAAUGUUGGCCGGUCACAGAAGGAGGUGAUCGUACACAAGUCAAAGAUGGCGGGCUCCGCUGGUCGGAGCAAGAUGACCGCUGUUGCAUGGGGCUCACCCAAGCAGGGUGGCCCUAAUGUUCUGGUUGCGGCUGCGCUCGAUGGUAGCUUGGUGAUGUGGGGUGGAAAUGGGCCGCAUACUCGGCCAAGUGCAGAGAUUAGGGAUGCCCAUACCAAGGAUACUUGGACGAGUGGAAUUGACAUUAGCUCGGAUGGCAGACUCGUUAUCACUAAGGGUGGAGAUGACACGAUCAAACUUUGGGAUACUAGGAAGUUCAAGCAACCUAUCACGACGGUUUCCCAUCCUUCAAGCACUCGGUAUACAUCGUCAAAUAUCAUAUUCUCACCUACGUCGGCCAAUGUCCUCACAGGAUCGGAGACUGGACACCUGCACAUAUUGAACCCAGCUACCCUGAAGCCCGAAUUGGUCACGCCCGUGACGCCAGGAUCCCCAGUGAUCAGCGUUCUAUGGCAUGAGAAGAUGAACCAGAUUAUUACCGGCUCAGCAAACGCCGAGACGCAUGUUCUCUACAACCCCAAUACGUCGACCAAGGGUGCCGCCCUAGUGAUGUCCAAGGCCCCGAAACGCCGGCACAUCGAUGAUGACCCGAGCCUGACCAUGGACCUUACCCAGGGCAUCUCGGGGGAUUCUGUGGUUGUCGGGUCCAACGGUGUGCCCCAUUACAGCUCAGCCACCUGGUCUGCUCGCCAUCCGACCGUUGGACUAACGGCGUCGGGUCGUUCGAGGGAUCCACGAAGACCUCACCUGCCAGCCCAGACACCUUUCGCAAAGUCGCAGCCAGAUGAGAAACACAUCCGGGAGAAUAUUCCUCUUAGCUCCAUGAGGGAUGAAGAUCCUCGAGAAGCGUUGCUGAAAUAUGCAGACAAGGCCCAAAAAGACCCAAUUUUCACUAAGGCGUGGCAAGAGACGCAGCCUACGCCCAUCUACCGGGAUAUCAGUGAUGAUGAGGGCGAACAGGGCCCGGAUAAAAAGAGGGCAAAGAGAUGA
Molecule: messenger RNA, 3042 nt
Organism: Aspergillus ibericus CBS 121593
Lineage: Eukaryota; Fungi; Ascomycota; Eurotiomycetes; Eurotiales; Aspergillaceae
Product: 26S protease regulatory subunit 4
Exons: 5
Coding region: 1-3042 (1013 amino acids)
Biological process (GO): proteasome-mediated ubiquitin-dependent protein catabolic process
Cellular component (GO): proteasome regulatory particle, base subcomplex
Molecular function (GO): ATP hydrolysis activity; protein binding; ATP binding
Source: RefSeq, a predicted model, not a curated record